AUGGAAAUACCUCCAUCUCACUCUACGGAGGUGUUACCGUGCUCAACCCCAAGCUUGACCAACGCAGGUGGUGAGAACCGUGUGCUCCAGGCCAACCCAACGUACGCCAAUGUCAGCGUCGGAACUGGUACUUUGGCCAUCAACAGUGCAACCUUCACCUGCAACUACAUCGACGUCCCCAAGGGAUUCUUUGUCUACCUCAAUUUGAAGCACAACACUGAGGUCAACACUAAGGGUCUCAUUGUUGCCGGCCAGCUAUACAUCAAGGGUGACAUCACCGUCAAUGGAGACAUCCAGGUCACGACUUCCGGCCAGAUGUACGUCAACGUCGGCGAGACCCUGACCAUCAACGGAAACCUCGAGCUCAACGGCCUCUCUGUUGUCUCUGUGCGUCCAUCCGCUGCCUACGUCUCCACUCCAGCAAUCAGGACCAUCACUGCCUCUCUCAGUGGCAGCCUGAACUAUGGCCCAGAGAGCGGCAUGUCCUACGAUGGUCAGACCUACACUUUCCAGGCCGCCAAGAGCGCAUUCGUUGGUUCCUUCACCAGCUUCCAGCCAACCAAUGCCCCAUCUGGUGGUAUGAUUGAUGUCGCAGCCAACACCAUCGCCUUGACCAAGAGCUCCUAA
Acytostelium subglobosum LB1 is the source of this 627-nucleotide messenger RNA. RefSeq lists its product as hypothetical. The coding region runs from base 1 to 627 and encodes 208 amino acids. The record is from RefSeq and is a predicted model, not a curated record. NCBI's taxonomy places the organism in Eukaryota, Evosea, Eumycetozoa, Acytosteliales, Acytosteliaceae. The transcript has a single exon.